Messenger RNA from Cynocephalus volans (Philippine flying lemur), 2431 nucleotides. It is a transcript of the gene MEIS1, whose product is annotated as Meis homeobox 1. The transcript has 12 exons. The record is from RefSeq and is a predicted model, not a curated record. Bases 72 to 1550 code for a protein of 492 amino acids. Gene Ontology annotation, biological process: embryonic pattern specification; positive regulation of transcription by RNA polymerase II; brain development. Gene Ontology annotation, molecular function: RNA polymerase II cis-regulatory region sequence-specific DNA binding; DNA-binding transcription activator activity, RNA polymerase II-specific. NCBI's taxonomy places the organism in Eukaryota, Metazoa, Chordata, Mammalia, Dermoptera, Cynocephalidae.
UUGUUUCUUUUCACACUGGCCUUAAAGAGGAUAUAUUAGAAGUUGAAGUAGGAAGGGAGCCAAAGAGGCCGAUGGCGCAAAGGUACGACGAUCUACCCCAUUACGGGGGCAUGGAUGGAGUAGGCAUCCCCUCCACGAUGUAUGGGGACCCACAUGCAGCCCGGUCCAUGCAGCCGGUCCACCACCUGAACCACGGGCCUCCUCUGCACUCGCAUCAGUACCCGCACACAGCUCACACCAACGCCAUGGCCCCCAGCAUGGGCUCCUCAGUCAAUGACGCUUUAAAGAGAGAUAAAGAUGCCAUUUAUGGACACCCCCUCUUCCCUCUCUUAGCACUGAUUUUUGAGAAAUGUGAAUUAGCUACUUGUACCCCCCGCGAGCCGGGGGUGGCGGGCGGGGACGUCUGCUCGUCAGAGUCAUUCAAUGAAGAUAUAGCCGUGUUCGCCAAACAGAUUCGCGCAGAAAAACCUCUAUUUUCUUCUAAUCCAGAACUGGAUAACUUGAUGAUUCAAGCCAUACAAGUAUUAAGGUUUCAUCUGUUGGAAUUAGAGAAGGUACACGAAUUAUGUGACAAUUUCUGCCACCGGUAUAUUAGCUGUUUGAAAGGGAAAAUGCCUAUCGAUUUGGUGAUAGACGAUAGAGAAGGAGGAUCAAAAUCAGACAGUGAAGAUAUAACAAGAUCAGCCAAUCUAACUGACCAGCCCUCUUGGAACAGAGAUCAUGAUGACACAGCAUCUACCCGUUCAGGAGGAACCCCAGGCCCUUCCAGUGGUGGCCACACGUCACACAGUGGGGAUAACAGCAGUGAGCAAGGUGAUGGCUUGGACAACAGUGUAGCUUCCCCCAGCACAGGUGACGAUGAUGACCCUGAUAAGGACAAAAAGCGUCACAAAAAGCGUGGCAUCUUUCCCAAAGUAGCCACAAAUAUCAUGAGGGCGUGGCUGUUCCAGCAUCUAACACACCCUUAUCCUUCUGAAGAACAGAAAAAGCAGUUGGCACAAGACACGGGACUCACCAUACUUCAAGUCAACAAUUGGUUUAUUAAUGCCCGGAGAAGAAUAGUGCAGCCCAUGAUAGACCAGUCCAACCGAGCAGGCAAGUCCCCCAUAGUGACUGUAUUCAAGUCACGCAAGCGAAAACCAUCCUCAAGCCAUUCACCGGGAGGUCCGCUACCUGUAAGUCAAGGAACACCUUAUAACCCUGACGGACAGCCAAUGGGAGGUUUUGUAAUGGACGGUCAGCAACACAUGGGAAUCAGAGCGCCAGGGCUGCAAAGUAUGCCAGGGGACUAUGUAGCCCGGGGUGGUCCAAUGGGUGUGAGUAUGGGACAGCCAAGUUAUACCCAACCCCAGAUGCCCCCCCAUCCUGCUCAGCUGCGUCAUGGGCCCCCCAUGCAUACGUACAUUCCUGGACACCCUCACCACCCAACAGUGAUGAUGCAUGGAGGACCGCCCCACCCUGGAAUGCCAAUGUCAGCAUCAAGCCCCACGGUUCUUAAUACAGGAGACCCAACAAUGAGUGGACAAGUCAUGGACAUUCAUGCUCAGUAGCUUAAGGGAAUAAGCAUUGUCUGCAAUGGUGACUGAUUUCAAAUCAUGUUUUUUCUGCAAUGACUGUGGAGUUCCAUUCUUGGCAUCUACUUUGGACCAAGGAGCAUCCCUAAUUCUUCAUAGGGACUCUUAAAAAGCAGGAAAUACCAACUGAAGUCAAUUUGGGGGACAUGCUAAAUAACUAUAUAAGACAUUAAGAGAACAAAGAGUGAAAUAUUGUAAAUGCUAUUAUACUGUUAUCCAUAUUACGUUGUUUCUUAUAGAUUUUUUAAAAAAAAUGUGAAAUUUUUCCACACUAUGUGUGUUGUUUCCAUAGCUCUUCACUUCCUCCAGAAGCCUCCUUACAUUAAAAAGCCUUACAGUUAUCCUGCAAGGGACAGGAAGGUCUGAUUUGCAGGAUUUUUAGAGCAUUAAAAUAACUAUCAGGCAGAAGAAUCUUUCUUCUCGCCUAGGAUUUCAGCCAUGCGCGCCCUCUCUCUUUCUCUCUCUUUUCCUCUCUCUCCCUCUCUCUAGCCUGGGGCUUGAAUUUGCAUGUCUAAUUCAUUUACUCACCAUAUUUGAAUUGGCCUGAACAGAUGUAAAUCGGGAAGGAUGGGAAAAACUGCAGUCAUCAACAAUGAUUAAUCAGCUGUUGCAGGCAGUGUCUUAAGGAGACUGGUAGGAGGAGGCAUGGAAACCAAAAGGCCGUGUGUUUAGAAGCCUAAUUGUCACAUCAAGCAUCAUUGUCCCCAUGCAACAACCACCACCUUAUACAUCACUUCCUGUUUUAAGCAGCUCAAAAACAUAGACUGAAGAUUUAUUUUUAAUAUGUUGACUUUAUUUCUGAGCAAAGCAUCGGUCAUGUGUGUAUUUUUCCAUAGUCCCACCUUGGAGCAUUUAUG